AUGGAGAAAGGGAGAGAGAGAGAUAGGGCACCGUCAGAGCUCACGUCGAUGCCCAACUGCCUCUUUGACUGAAAUCUGUCGUCGUCUUCGUUUGUGGGGGAACACCUCACAGUUUAUAUGCUUCUUUGGUUUUACUGUAAUUUUUAG
Molecule: messenger RNA, 147 nt
Organism: Camelina sativa (false flax)
Lineage: Eukaryota; Viridiplantae; Streptophyta; Magnoliopsida; Brassicales; Brassicaceae
Source: RefSeq, a predicted model, not a curated record